Molecule: messenger RNA, 1901 nt
Organism: Rosa rugosa (rugosa rose)
Lineage: Eukaryota; Viridiplantae; Streptophyta; Magnoliopsida; Rosales; Rosaceae
Product: early nodule-specific protein 2-like
Exons: 1
Coding region: 36-1664 (542 amino acids)
Source: RefSeq, a predicted model, not a curated record
UAGUUUAACCAUCCCAAAACAUAAAGAGCUCAAACAUGUCUUCCAAUUACUUGCUUGUAUUUCUUAUUGGAGUGGUGGCUUUCACUACCGCUUCCACUCUUGCUGAUCACCAUGAUCAUCACAAACCACCCGUUCACAAGCCUCCCGUUGUAGAAAUCUCUCACCUCCAAAAGCCACCAACCUCACAUGACCAACCCCCUAAGGGUAAGGGGGAGAAGCCAGCACCCGAGAAAAAGCCACCCCACGAACACCGUUUGUUGGAGUCAGAUGAAAGAACUUUUAAGGGAGAGAAACCACCACAAGAGCAUAACGAGCCUCAUAAGGGAGAGAAGCCACCACCAGAGCACAAACCACCUCAUGAACAUCGCUUGUUAGAGACUGAUGACAAACCUUCCAAAGGAGAGAAGUCUCCAAAGGAGCACAAUGAACCUCGUAAAGGAGAGAAGCCACCACCAGAGCACAAGCCACCCCAUGAACACCGUUUGUUGGAGUCAGAUGAAAGAACUUUUAAGGGAGAGAAACCACCACAAGAGCAUAACGAGCCUCAUAAGGGAGAGAAGCCACCACCAGAGCACAAACCACCUCAUGAACAUCGCUUGUUAGAGACUGAUGACAAACCUUCCAAAGGAGAGAAGUCUCCAAAGGAGCACAAUGAACCUCGUAAAGGAGAGAAGCCACCACCAGAGCACAAGCCACCCCAUGAACACCGUUUGUUGGAGUCAGAUGAAAGAACUUUUAAGGGAGAGAAACCACCACAAGAGCAUAACGAGCCUCAUAAGGGAGAGAAGCCACCACCAGAGCACAAACCACCUCAUGAACAUCGCUUGUUAGAGACUGAUGACAAACCUUCCAAAGGAGAGAAGUCUCCAAAGGAGCACAAUGAACCUCGUAAAGGAGAGAAGCCACCACCAGAGCACAAACCACCUCAUGAACACCGCUUGUUAGAGAGUGAUGGCAAACCUACCAAGGGAGAGAAUCCACCGAGAGAGCACAAUGAGCCUCGUAAGGGAGAAAAGCCACCACCAGAGCACAAACCACCUCAUGAACACCGCUUGUUAGAGAGUGAUGGCAAACCUACCAAGGGAGAGGAUCCACCGAGAGAGCACAAUGAGCCUCGUAAGGGAGAAAAGCCACCACCAGAGCACAAACCACCUCAUGAACACCGCUUGUUAGAGAGUGAUGGAAAACCUACUAAGGGAGAGGAUCCACCAAGAGAGCACAAUGAACCUCGUCAGGGAGAAAAGCCACCACCAGAGCAUAAACCGGAAAAUCCAGGGGAUCAACCUCACAAGGGUCAUGAGAAGCCACCACCAGAGCACAAGCCUCCCCAUGAACAAAACGUAGGACGUCGUUUGUUGGAGUCUUCUUCCUUGGAGUUGGUUGGUAAACCUCCCAAAGGAAAGAAGCCACCCCCAAAGCACAAGCCACCAACCACACUUGAUAAUAAUGAUGUAGAUCAUAAGCAAUUCCCAGACAAGCCACCAAAGGGUAAAGGAGAGAAGCCACCUCAGCAUGAUCGUCACCUUCGAGAAAAUGUGGAAGAGGAUGCAAAAAACCCACCGCAGACGUCACAUCGGAAAUUAAAACAGCCUCCAAGUACUCUUGCAAAGAAGCCUCCAACUUCCCCUCACAAGCCACCUCAUAAACCUCCAUCUUCUGACUAAUCGAUCAGUGCGCCACGCCCUAGCUAGCUUGCUAUGGUUACCAUAUAUCUGUAGAAAUAAGAGUUGAUAUCCUUACCUUCUCGAUCGUGUCGCUGUUGUACGAUUCAGUUAAAAGCAUUAGCUAGUACUACGCUCUUCUGCUUGAUUUCUUGUUGUGCUUGGAAUAUUUAGUGCUUGUGUACGUAGUAGUUCAUUAGAAUAAAAGAGAUAGAGUAUUAUGCUCUAUUGCUCUUCUCA